Molecule: messenger RNA, 1887 nt
Organism: Anthostomella pinea
Lineage: Eukaryota; Fungi; Ascomycota; Sordariomycetes; Xylariales; Xylariaceae
Source: the annotation of a GenBank genome assembly
AUGGCUGCCCGGAAACUGCAGCAGGAGAUAGAAAAAUGCUUCAAAAAGGUAGCCGAAGGAUCAGCCGAAUUCGACAGCAUCUACGAAAAGAUUGAGCAGUCCAACAACCCCGCCCAGAAGGAGAAGCUCGAGGACAACCUUAAGCGCGAGAUCAAGAAGCUACAGCGAUUGCGCGACCAGAUCAAGACGUGGGCUGCCAGCAAUGACAUCAAAGACAAGACUCCCCUGGUCGAGCACCGGAAGCUCAUUGAGACGCAAAUGGAGCGCUUCAAGGCUGUCGAGAAGGCCAUGAAGACCAAGGCCUAUUCCAAGGAGGGCCUAUCAGCAGCUGCGAAGCUUGACCCCAAGGAGCAGGCCAAGUUGGAAGCCGCCGACUUCCUCAGCGGUAAGGUCGACGAACUGGAGCAGCAGAUCGAGAUCCUCGAGGCCGAAAACGAGUCGAUACAAGUCACCAUGAAGAAGGGCAAGAACCAGAGCGCCAAGACGGAUCGUAUCGCAGCCAUCGAGCACAUAAUCGAGCGCCAUAAAUGGCAUCAGGGGAAACUCGAGCUGAUAAGGCGCUCCUUGGAAAACGGCGGCCUCGAGACCGAACAGGUCACCGCGCUUGAGGAGGAUAUUAUCUAUUACGUCGGCGAGGGUAUGAACGAUGAUUUCAUGGAGGACGAGGGACUUUACGACGAACUCGAACUCCAGGAGGAAGAAGAUGUCUACGGCAUGAACCAGGACAACGACCGCCUGUCAUCACAGGACGCACAGUCGAUACAGGAGGAUGUUGUGGAACCCGAACCGCGACCGAGCAGCUUGCCUGGCAAGUCACGGAGUGCCGCCGAUGCCGCCGGUUCUUCAGGUGGCCGGAGGCCUUCUGCCCAGCUCAAGUCGCCGCUUCCGACCCUGGCAACAUUACACAAUCCGCUGGCCAAUAUAUCAAAUGGUAGCACCAUCGGGUCUGGCAUGAAGCCUGCGUCGAUGCCGCAAAGACCAGCCGGGGAGGGACUCAAGUAUGCUUCGGCAGCAGCCGCCGCCGCCGACAAGAACAACGUUGGCAUCGCGCCACUUCCACCGCCGCCCGGUUCGCAACCAGUGACCGCGUCGACGGCUGCCUCGCCCUUCCCGACUGCUGCGGCGGCCAAGACGAGCGCGGCCAGCUCACCCAUCACAGCACCCAUGCAACCCGUAUCCUCAGAACCAAAACCUACUGUUAUCGAGCCCAAGCUGUCAGACCAGAUUGCAAGCGGACCGAGUACGUCCAAGAAGGCAGAGAAGACAUCUUCCAAGUCAUCCAGCAAACCAGAACCAACGGAGCCGUCGAGAGCAUCGCAAUCCAAUGGUACCACAAAUGGUAUCAGACCGAUCGAGGAACAGGAAGAAGAGUGUAUAUAUCAUCUUCCUGCUGAUCUGCAUGAUCUGGUCGACUCCUACGAGGGGACCAAGAAGCGCGCAGCGCCGGUAAAUACAGCACCCCAUAUGCGCAUGAUGGCGGCUUCGCAGCGCAACGUGAACAUGAUGGAUACGUAUGACGCCGAGCCACCCAAAACAUACCGACCCGAGGUUAGGUACCCUUCGGCGUCGGGCUACCCUCAGGAGCCGUUACCGAUAUUCGACGACCCUCGGCUGUACACCCGCAUCGAACCAGAUACGCUUUUCUACGUCUUCUAUUACAAGCAAGGUACAUACCAGCAGUAUCUGGCCGCCAAGGCUCUCAAGGAUCAGAGCUGGCGGUUCCACAAGCAGUACCAGACGUGGUUCCAGCGACACGAGGAGCCCAAGAACAUCACCGACGAGUUCGAGCAAGGGACCUACCGUUUUUUCGACUAUGAGUCUACCUGGAUGAACCGGAGGAAGGCCGACUUCAAAUUCGCUUACCGGUACCUCGAGGACGAUGUAUGA